GAUUCUCAUUCCGUUGCAUUGCUUUGCACAUAGUCACGACUCGCGCACCGUUCUUAACGUUCGACUCGUCCAGUGGAGUAAAAUAGAGAAACGAAAUCGGUAUCGUUACAGAAACGUUUUGUUUUUUUUUUUUUUUUUUUCACUAGAUAUAAUCGCGCGCGUAUAUAAACAUAUAUUUAUAUACGUCCUUAUCCGAAAUCGAAUUUAUAAAUUCCCGCCAGUUGCCGACUGACGUGCAUACCGGUAACAAUCUUUCAGUGCGAAUUGAUGAGAUAAUAAUAAUUAUUUAAAUUAUUUACAUAUCGGUCCGUACGGAAAACAGUUUAUAAUAAAAUAUUAAAUAAUAUUAAAUAUAUUGAAAUCGUAUUGAAAUAAAAAUACGUGUACGGACGGUGAAAAAAAAAAGUAACGAUAAACGGAACAGAAUAAAAAUCACUGCAGACGGAAACAGUCGAAUUUGUUAUAGAAAAUCGUUAACUCCGAAGAGUGAAUCUCGUCGUCGGUUCCUCGUUAAUUUUUAUUUUUUAUUUAACACUUGCUGCACAUUAGAAAAAAGUCAUGGCCUUCAUGAUGCCUGUCGUAAAAAAUGAUUACAAUAUUUACAAAUCGAAUCGGAACAGACGUGUUUCCGAGUGUUCCAACGACAAGACGUCCGCCUCGUCGGCUUCGUCGUGCGGUGGCACCAGACGGAUGCACAGCGGUUCCCGGUCGGCGGACGGUCCGUCGUUGUCCACGUCGCCCGGCAGCGAUUUCAUGGUAGGCUCGCCGGCCCAUCGGUCGCUCGGCGGAGUGUCCAAGCAGACGGCUUUCCACCACGGCAGCCUGCAGCACCAUCACGGAGCUGCGUCCAGAAACUCGUCGCGGAAUUCGCAGUCCAGCCUGCAGAGCCCCGCCAAGUCUUCGUCGUCGUCCUCGUCGCCGCCAAAGGUGUCGUCCACGUCGUCACUGAACAUGUUCCACUCGAAGCUCGUCGACAAACUCAGGCGGUCGCUGACGUCUAAAUCCAAAGACAAUAGUACAACGACAGCCUCGAGUAAGGAUAUUGCGAGGAGAAGAUCCUGAGAUAUAGCCAAAGGUGACGACCAUCAACGGUCAGUACCAAACCUGACUAGAUCAGCAAAAAGCCGGCCAGUGUCCACUAUGGCCACGUCCUGUCCGUUGGGCACCAAUAUUGCGCUAUGAUAAAAUAAACAGUAAAAAAUCAAGAAUCCUACAGAAAAUCAUAGUGUACUCUUGCGUGCUAGGGUAAGUGCCGGCACUUUGUUUAGAAUAAUAAAUUAUUUAUUACACAAGUCGCAUCUAUUUUAAAAUACUGACUUUGUUUUUUUUUUUAAUGGAUGCAUUGUGUGUUUUGGUUAAUAAUAGAGAGUAUUCUAAAAAAUGUAUAAAUAAUAGCCUAUUUUAAGUUGAUACUUAGCCUAUAUUAUAUAAAAAAAAAUUAUUAGUUACAUUUUUUAUGUAUAUAUUAAUAUUGACAGCUUAUGGCUUAUCUCAGCAUUAUGGUUUAUUUUUAAUAUUAUUUUUUAGUACUUUAUAAAUAUUACUAUAUGAAAAUUAAAGAAGGUACUCGACUAAUUAUAACUUAAGCCUAUCAAUCAAUAGGGGACAAGGUCUUAUAACCUUAAUGUUUAAUGUAUUAUAUUAUUGUUGAAAAUGUCUUGAUGUAUUAACAGUGAUCAAAAAAUGAGGGUUUUUUUAAAAUUAAGAUACUCUGAUAGUGUCAAAUAUAAAAUCAAUGCAAUUUAAAUACAAUUUUAAAUCCAACAGGAUUCUAGGCAAGAUUUAAAAUAAAUUACUUGAUAGGCUCUUAUUGUUCUUUCUUACCAACCCGCCUACUUUAGUGUAUAAAUUAAUGUAUAUAAUAUUAUAUCAAUGUGUAAUUUGGGGGUAAAAUUUCAUUCAAAAGCUUUUUUUUUUUUUAUAUAAAAUAUCACAGAUCAAAUAUUUUUAAGAUAUAUUGAAAAGUAUUUAUAUAGAAUAUUUUGGCUGCAAUAAUUUAUAACUCGCACUCCAUAAGUCUGACUGACCAAAUAAAAUUAAAAAUACCAUAUCACAAAAUGUAUUCUUUUGCAAAUAAUUGUAAUGUAGUUUUCGUUCUUAAGGGGCAACAUAUGUCCUACCUGGAUACUCAAUAAUAGACUGUACUUAAAUUUGUUAGAUGUUCAUUAGGCUGUUACGUUGUAUCAUAAAGGGAAAAUUAUUUUAAUGGGUUGGUAAGUUAAGUCUGAUGCUCUGUUUUGUUUAUAAUAGGUAAAAAUUAAUCAACCAUAUAUAAUCUGUGAUACGUUUGUUACUAUUUUUUUAAGAUAUUCAGCUUUUAUCUUUAUUUAUCUAGGUAAAUAGGGUUUACUACAACAUGAAAAUAAAAACUGUUAUUGUUUUGGAGUUAGCUUAAAAAAAAAUAUUAUUAUUACAUUGGGCGCCUAAUUAUUAAUUUUCUCAUUAACUUUCCAUGAACAGUUCUCAUUUUUUUUCAUAAUUAUGAAUAAUAUACACUUAACACUCUCAUGUGCAAUUAAUCAUACAAAAUAAAUAGCUUCCAUAAUUAUAUUAAUUUUAACAUUAAUACAUAGUUAUUCAAUUUGGUUUUAAUUAAUUUUCUUGUAAUAGUUAUUUGGUAUUGAUUAUUUAAAAAUCAAAGUACAAAAGAAUAAUUAUAAGAAAUUAUGUUACCAUUCAUUUUUUAUUUUAAAAUGUAUGGAUAUCAUAAAUCUUAAUUUAAAUCUUUCAUAGUAUAACCGCAUCAUUAAUUCGUAGUUAAAUUAUUAAAUUAAUUAAUUUUUGAUGGCGCCCAAACCACAACAUAAAUAAUACUUGUCUAGAAAUCAUAAUAAGUUACAAUACUAAAUGUGAUAAUUACUUGUCCUUUGAAAUACAAUAGUCAAAAAUAUUUGUUACGUUUAAUUAUAUAUUUUGAUGAAAAAAAGAAACUAGUCUUUUUAUUUUUUAUUUAAUUAAGUUAUAUUUUCCUGUCAUGUCUGAUACCAAAAUAAAUUUUAUCACCGGUUUUUUUUUCCAAUAAAAUAAAAUCAUUGAAUUAGACUGAUUGAUAGACUAAAUAUUUUACACAGUAUUAAUAUAAUUGUUUUCAAACUUCAAAAGAAAAUGUACUUAAAAUGUCUUACAAAAUUAUACUGUCUUCACAUAAAUUAUUAUAACUAAAAAAAAGGAAAAUUAUUAAAUUAUCUUUAUUUAUCUUAUUUGUUUAUGUUUUUCUGUCUGUACGCAAAAAAUUAAUAUUAUAUGUCUAUUUUAUUGUAUAAGUGCCGGAAGAGAAAAAUGUAUUUUACAUUUUUAUUUGUAAUACAAUUGUAAUAAAAUCCUCAAUUAAUAAAAUAUUAUUUUUUAUUGUUCAA
This is a messenger RNA of Aphis gossypii (cotton aphid), 3356 nucleotides long. RefSeq lists its product as uncharacterized. Lineage: Eukaryota; Metazoa; Arthropoda; Insecta; Hemiptera; Aphididae. The record is from RefSeq and is a predicted model, not a curated record. The transcript is spliced from 2 exons. The coding region runs from base 559 to 1062 and encodes 167 amino acids.